CAGUGGUGCUGGGAGCCGAGAGGGUCAGGGGGAGGAGAGGCAAGGGAGUGGAGCGAGAAGACGACAGGAGGAGAUCCACCACAGGGUGACCAAUUUAACCGGACCAUCCUUGGACCGCUAGGCUACAAAUGGUCCUCCACCCUGGGCGCCCCUACCGACAACCACCGCGCAAUCGGAUUGUGUGCUGCGCUCCUGUCGGCGGAUAGAAACAGAAGAUGAUCUCGACCCAGCAGGAGCUGUGGAGAUAGGCCUGGCAGCAGAGACUGGUCAUCUUAUUAAUCUUGGUCUCUGAUCACUGGCUCUGGCACAAACAUCUGGAGCUUUGUGCGCCAUUUAACCCCCAUCCAGUCACUCCCACCCUGCGGCCCUGCAGCGUGGCUCCUAAAAACACCUCCUUGCGUCUUCAUAAUUUUGUCCACGGGGAUAAAUGAGUGAACCGGCUGCAAGGGAAAGGGCGGGGACAUGUACCAGAACCCCAACAGAAUGUCCUGGUUCAGUGGUUUCCUAGUUGCCAGAGUGGACGACCGCAAGACUGCGUGGGGGGAGCGCAAUGGCAAGAAGUCCAAACGGAAGGGAGGCUCAUCUCUCUGCAACCCGCGUUACAUGAGCUGUCUGCGGGACCCCGAUGCAAUGGAGCCCCCUUCCAGCCCCCCUCCAUCAGCACCACCGCGGAGGGGGGCAGGGGCCAUGGGAGGUGGGGGAAACUUCGGCGUCCGUUGCGGAUGGCAGGAGGACCACUAUGGCAAAAGGGGAGGGGCUCCGAGCGAAGGUGUGGGGCUGAAAUCGGUUGACCUGGGCUUUGAGGACGGGGAGUUAAAAGGGAGGAAAGGGGGAUGUAAUGGAGGAAGCAGCGACAUGGGCGACGAAGGUCCCAAUGGCGCAGCGGGGGUGGUGACGGCUGCGGACUGCUGGCUCAGGGUGGUACGAGUAUUCCAGUCGAAAAAAUUCCAGUCCCGCAAACUGGAGCGUCUAUACCAGCGUUACUUCUUUAGGCUGAACCAGAGCUCCUUGACCAUGCUCAUGGGGGUACUUGUGAUUGUGUGCGGCAUCAUGCUGACCUUCCACUGUGUCCACGCCGCCCCUCACGUGGCCUAUUCGUCAGCCCUUUCAGUUGCGAUGGCGCUCUUUAUGGCUCUAAUGGUAGUGUGCAACCGCAAUGGCUUCCACCAGGACUACAUGUGGAUGGUCAGUUACCUGGUGAUCGGAGUCUUAGUGUUCGUACAGGUUUUUGGGGUGCUCAUGGUGGCGCCCAGGAGUGCUUCGGAAGGCAUCUGGUGGUCCGUGUUCUUCAUCUACAUCAUCUACACUCUGCUGCCUGUGAGGAUGAGGGCGGCCGUACUGAGUGGAGCAGUGCUGUCCAUCAUACACGUGGUCACCACCUGGCAGAUCAACCAGGAAGACAAGUUCCUCUGGAAACAGGUGAGUGCUAAUGUCCUGAUCUUCCUGUGCACCAACAUCAUUGGCAUCUGUACCCACUACCCCGCCGAGGUUUCCCAGAGACAAGCCUUCCAGGAGACCAGAGGAUACAUUCAGGCCCGGCUUCAUCUGCAGAGGGAGAAUCAACAACAGGAACGUCUGUUGCUUUCAGUGUUGCCGAGGCAUGUUGCCAUGGAGAUGAAGGCUGACAUCAAUGCCAAGAAGGAAGACAUGAUGUUUCAUAAGAUCUAUAUCCAGAAACACGACAAUGUCAGUAUUCUGUUUGCAGACAUCGAGGGUUUCACCAGCCUGGCGUCUCAGUGCACGGCUCAGGAGCUGGUCAUGACACUAAACGAGCUCUUUGCCCGUUUUGACAAACUGGCGUCGGAGAAUCACUGUCUCCGUAUUAAAAUUCUGGGUGAUUGUUACUACUGCGUGUCCGGGCUGCCUGAACCCCGGGCUGACCACGCCCACUGCUGCGUGGAGAUGGGUGUUGACAUGAUAGAGGCCAUCUCGCUGGUGCGUGAGGUGACGGGGGUCAACGUUAACAUGCGCGUCGGCAUUCACAGUGGCCGUGUGCACUGCGGCGUGCUGGGACUCAGGAAGUGGCAGUUUGAUGUGUGGUCCAAUGAUGUCACGCUGGCCAAUCACAUGGAGGCGGGAGGCAAAGCAGGGCGGAUCCACAUCACAAAGGCCACGUUGCAGUAUCUGAAUGGGGACUAUGAGGUGGAGCCAGGUUUUGGAGGUGAGAGGAAUGCGUAUCUGAAGGAGAACAGCAUUGAGACAUUCCUGGUCCUUGGCUGCAGCCAAAAACGGAAGGAGGAGAAGGCGAUGAUGGCGAAGAUGCAGCGGACAAGAGCCAACUCUAAUGAGGGGCUGAUGCCACGCUGGGUUCCCGACAGAACCUUCACCAGGACCAAAGACUCCAAAGUCUUCAGACAAAUGGGGAUUGAUGAAACCUCCAGUAAAGACAACCGUGGCGUUCAGGAGGCCAUGAACCCAGAGGACGAGGUGGAUGAGUUUCUGGGACGGGCCAUUGAUGCUCGCAGCAUCGACCAGCUAAGAAAAGACCACGUUAAGAAGUUUUUACUCACCUUCCAGACUUCCAGUCUGGAGAAAAAGUAUUCCAAGAAGGUGGACGAUCGUUUUGGAGGCUAUGUUGCCUGUACUCUGCUGGUAUUCUGCUUCAUAUCCUUCAUACAGAUUGUUAUUUUUCCACACACCCCGGUCAUGCUGGGAAUCUACAUCAGUAUCUUCAUCAUACUCGCCAACAUCCUCUUCAUCUGUGCCAUAUACUCUUGCAUCAAGAUUUUUCCAGCUGCGAUGCAGACUGUCUCGAAGAAGAUUGUCCAGUCUCGCACCAACAGCACGCUGGUUGGAGUAUUCUCCAUUAUCCUCGUCUUCAUCUCUGCCUUCGUUAAUAUGUUUGCCUGCGACACCACGGGUUUGGCUGAAUGCGUCGCUGAGAAGCUGAACACCUCUGCGGUGACGCCCUGUCUGAUCCGCAGCUUGAAUGUGUCCGUCGAGGGGGGUCUAGAGAUCUGCCCUAGCCGAGGCCCCUCCUGCCCCUUUCCUGAGUAUUUCAGCUACAGCGUGCUGCUGACGCUGCUGGCCUGCUCCGUGUUCCUGCAGAUCAGCAGCAUAGGGAAGCUGGCCCUCAUGCUGCUCAUCCAGCUCACCUUCCUGCUGCUGGUGGAGUGGCCACAAGUAGCACUGUUUGACAAUGCAGACCUCUUUGUCACCUCCAAUGCCAUUGAUUUAAAUGAAACUCAGUGGCCCAGUUUCAAUGAAACUACAAACCAGUGCCAGUUUGUUGUGACCAAAGUGUCCCUGAGGGUAAUGACUCCAGUGAUCCUCACAGUUUUUGUCCUGGCACUGUACCUGCACGCCCAACAGGUUGAAUCUACUGCACGCCUCGACUUCCUGUGGAAAUUACAGGCCACAGAGGAGAAGGAGGAGAUGGAGGAGCUGCAAGCCUACAAUCGUCGCCUCCUCCAUAACAUCCUACCGAAGGACGUAGCUGCUCACUUCCUGGCACGUGAGCGGCGUAACGACGAGCUGUAUUACCAGUCCUGUGAGUGUGUAGCCGUCAUGUUCGCCUCCAUCAGCAACUUCUCCGAGUUCUACGUGGAGCUGGAGGCCAAUAAUGAGGGAGUGGAGUGCCUCCGGCUGCUUAACGAGAUCAUCGCAGACUUUGACGAGAUCAUCAGUGAGGAGAAGUACAGGCAACUAGAAAAGAUCAAGACCAUCGGUUCCACCUACAUGGCGGCGUCAGGUCUCAACGAUUCCACCUAUGACAAAGAAGGCCGUUCCCAUAUUACUGCACUAGCUGACUAUGCCAUGAGACUGAGAGAGCAGAUGAAAUAUAUCAACGAGCAUUCCUUCAACAACUUCCAGAUGAAGAUAGGUCUGAACAUUGGGCCGGUGGUUGCGGGGGUUAUUGGAGCACGGAAACCUCAAUAUGAUAUCUGGGGAAACACAGUCAAUGUGGCCAGUCGUAUGGAUAGCACAGGUGUACCUGACCGCAUACAGGUGACCACAGACCUCUAUCAGGUGCUUGUAAGCAAAGGGUAUGUGCUGGAGUGUCGUGGGGUCGUAAAGGUAAAAGGUAAAGGCGAAAUGACAACCUACUUCCUGAAUGAUGGACCGCCCAACAGUUAGCAGCCAAGACGGCGGCAGCAGCAGCAGAUGCUGGGAUGACCCCCCCACUGCAAGGACACGGCACCACUGAGCGAGGACUCGCGGUGUGAGCGAGCGGCUAAGAACUAGAGACGCCACCACUUGAAUCCCGAGCAAAGAGGAAAAAAAAAAAGAGAAACUUUGAAGACUUCAAACGGAAAGUGUUCUAGAUGAGAGGAAAAUGUUCUCGUUUGACGGCCGUUUUGGCCCCCGUACAUGUCGAAGGACACGUGUUUUUCUCAUGUCUAGCCUCUCUCUCAGGCUUCUUGAAAGAUGCAAAGUCUGUUUAUUUAAAACGCCUUUUAGCCUGUGUCAAAAGAAGAUUAAUGCUGUACAUACGGCUACUUUUUUAUUUUACUUUGGGUCUUUUUGUUCGUUUGUUUUCUUAUUCUGUAUUUUUUUUUAAAUUUCACAUGAAUUACAAACAGGUACUCAUGUUUUGUUUCUGCAUUAAUUAUUUAUUUCGAUCUCGAUGUUUUGUGCAAAAAGGGUCCUUCAUGAAAAAGUGUGGAAACAUACGGGCACAAAUAUCCAGUUUAUUACACGUUUUUUUAAGUGUGUAUGUACAUGCAUAUUUGUGUGUGUAUGAAUAUAUGUAUAAACUGAGGAGGAAUAUAUUGACCAAAGACUAAAGUAUUUACUAAAAGCAAGGCAAGACGUGUGGAUAUGUUCUCAUAGAGUCAGCAACGAUCACCGCCUCUGUUAUUUUAAGCAGAGGGCCUGAACCCUCCGUCUUUCUGCCCAACUGCUGGCCACAAAGGCUCCUCCCUCCCUUUUUUAGAAUAUGUACAAAACAUUUAUUUCGUCUGUCAUUCAGGCAGCAAAGAGCAGAUCACGAACCCUAAAUUCAAACGCUGACCUCAAUCACUAAAUUAGGUUAACUUAAAACUGACUAAAGACGACUAAGGAUGUUAUCAGAAGGUUGUACCUGAGCGGUAAAAGUAGAGCCAGCCAGGAUUUGGCCCCUCUUCAUCCUCACUUCAUGUCCGAUUGGUUCCUUAGAGCUUGAGCAGCCGGUGAGCAGCCGUGACAGUACACCGCCAUCGACUGCUCCUUCCCUUUCAGACAGGUAUUGUUUCGGUACAGAUGGAAAUGAAGGAACUUAAAUCCGAGACCCGUUCCAGAGCCUUCGGGGGGGAGGGGGAGAAACUUUGGAUUUCAAUGCAUUGGUAUCGCACAGCCUGAUUCUUCUAUGAAGAAGAAAUAGAUGAAGGAAAUAAAUAUAUAUUGAUUUUAACUGAAUACUGUGCUUUGUAAUCCUGAAGGGGCAUAACUAUUUUCACUGUGAGGUUUUUAUGAUACAAUGAAACUGCUUUCUUGCCAAACAUAACUGCUUUGAAGCAUGUCUGAUUGUGGUAUCUUGUUUUCAUUUUUGUUCGUUUUCAGCGUAGGGUAUUUUGUAUCACUUCUGUAUCCAUCAUUUGUAUAUUCUUAAUGUUGUUAUUAUUAUGAUGAUUCUGGUUAAUUAUUAUGCUUAAUAUGAUGACUCCAUUCCGAUGAAGAGGAUCAAAGACCAGCACGCUUUCUUGUAAAAUGCCAGUCGUAAAGCUCCAGCUCACUGGUACCAACUGAUCAACUGCAGCCAACGAGUUCUGCUGUUCAGUCCUGAUGUACAGUACAGUAUUUUUAAGCUGACAAUAGGUGUGAUCAUGUAUAGUAAGUAAUAACCAUUAGCUGCCUUUGCAGCAGAGCCCAAGUGGUGUAUGCUCACAUAAGCAUAGCAGUAAACACACACACAUUUACAGAUGAAUCACUGUGCUUUUUUUUUUUUGCCUUUGUUUUUUUAAAUUCAUGCCACUACUGCAGUAUUGUAAAUCUCAGCCAGGCUUUUUGGUGACCUCCACACACGUUAAAGUUCUCAGUGGUAACAAACAGCAUCCCUCGUGUUACGCUGUUUAAAGAGGACAAGGUCGAGUUGGUAGGCCUACACAUAUUUUCUCUCCUAUUACACCCGCCUCAGCGGAAAAUGAAAGCACUGAUUGCUGAGUCUGAUUGCCUUAAGUUGACAUAAAACAAAUCACAGAUUAACACUAAACGGGAAGUGUGCUUGCUUUCCCUGCCUGAACCGCUAAUGUUCGGACAGAGAGAGAGAGAGAGGGACAAGGGCUUGUCGACAUCAUUAUUAUUAUUAUUAUUAUUAUCAUUAUUAUUUUUUACGUUAACUUUCUCAUCGUUGCAAAGGUCUUGGUUCCCCCGGGCGCAGCUUUCUGUUAAUUUGUAGGAUCAGCCCUGACUCAGCUCUUCCCUCACACUUAGCAGUGGCAACCAACAGUUGAUCACGUUUGUACCAAAGCCAGCUCACGCAGCCUUGUGCUUUUGGUCCUUCCUGUGCAAUGAUACUCGGGCUCGCGUCUAGAGGACAGUAAUGCAACGGAGAUCACCAACUAUCACAUGAACUGUGACCAAUGAAGAGUGAUUCGUAUAAAGCAAAGAGUUUAUAGAAUGCACUUGAGUUUAUUAUAAAGAUGUUCAUUGUAUGUAUUCUAUUUCUAUUGGCUGUCCAUAGACUUGUGUUGAUUGUUAACUCUUGGGAUGUUUUUGGGAGGGGAGGGGAAGAGGAGAGGGGAGGAAGGUUUGUCCCCAUACUACUGAAACAGUGUUUUUGCUCAGGCCUGAUGAAUCCUUCCGUAUUUGUUUUUGUUUUAUUUGUAUUUUUCCCUGAGUUGGAAGAGUUGAAAAGGGGAGUGUUUUUUUGUUGUUUUGUUUUGUUUUUUGCAAAGUUUUGAAGGACGAGAAGAGUUGAGGACUAUGACAAAGAGAAAAAUAACAUUUCCCCUUGAAGAAAAAAAUAAAAAAAAAUCAAUGGC
Messenger RNA from Oreochromis niloticus (Nile tilapia), 6902 nucleotides. It is a transcript of the gene adcy6a, whose product is annotated as adenylate cyclase 6a. Gene Ontology annotation, molecular function: adenylate cyclase activity. The record is from RefSeq and is a predicted model, not a curated record. Gene Ontology annotation, biological process: adenylate cyclase-activating G protein-coupled receptor signaling pathway; intracellular signal transduction; cAMP biosynthetic process. Gene Ontology annotation, cellular component: plasma membrane. Lineage: Eukaryota; Metazoa; Chordata; Actinopteri; Cichliformes; Cichlidae.